This is a messenger RNA of Schistocerca piceifrons (Central American locust), 969 nucleotides long. Its product is annotated as luciferin sulfotransferase-like. Bases 1 to 969 code for a protein of 322 amino acids. NCBI's taxonomy places the organism in Eukaryota, Metazoa, Arthropoda, Insecta, Orthoptera, Acrididae. Gene Ontology annotation, biological process: sulfation. The transcript is spliced from 6 exons. Gene Ontology annotation, molecular function: sulfotransferase activity. Gene Ontology annotation, cellular component: cytoplasm. The record is from RefSeq and is a predicted model, not a curated record.
AUGUCGGCCACAGCUGAGGUGCUGACCUCCCCAGCUGCACGGAGGUACGUCGAGAGCCUGCGGGGCCCCUACCGCGACGAUCACGUGCGCCUCCAGCCCUCUGGCUGCGUCCUGCUCUCCAAGGUCACCACGGACGUUCACAGGAUCCUGGACUUAGCAGUGAGGCCGGACGAUGUGUGGCUGGUGACGUUCCCCAAGUCUGGCACCACGUGGAGCCAGGAGCUGGUAUGGCUGCUGAUGAACAACUGCGAUGUCGAGCAAGCAAAGCGGGUCCCACUCAUACAGAGGUUCCCAUAUCUAGAGAUAACGCCUUUGAUGCCUGAAUUCACAAGGAAUAUGCCUCACUCAAUAGACCAUGUGGAAAGGAUGGUUUCACCACGCUUAAUUAAAAGCCAUUUACCAUUAGAUCAGCUGCCUAAGCAGAUUAAAACUGUGAAGCCCAAGGUAAUAUACGUCGUGCGCAGCGUGCAGGAUGCGAUCGUGUCGUUCUACCACCACUACCAGCUCUGGGGGGACUGCAGCCUCACGCUCGACCAGUUUGCAGAGUGUUUCAUGGACGACUUGAUCAUGUACUGCCCAUACUGGGACCACGUGCUCCCCUUCUGGAACCUGAGGAAUGAGCCCAAUGUCCUCUUCUACUCUUACGAAGACAUGAAGAAGGACCUGGCUUCAGUGAUCCGCAGAGUGGCCACCUUCCUGCAGAAGACGAUCACAGAGAGGCAGGUGGCUGAGCUGGUGGACUACCUGAGCUUCGACAAGAUGCGCAACAACCCGGCUGUCAACUACGACCCCGUGGUGGAGCAGCUGCGCGCGGACUACAACCUGCAGCCCUUACCCUCCUCCACGAAGUUUAUGCGGCGGGGACAGGUCGGAGAGGGGAGGCAAGUCCUGUCAGAGGACAUCCAGCGCCGCUUGCGUCAGUGGACCGAGGCAGCCCUCCAGGGCAGCGACUACGCAGGGCCACGCUGA